GUUUACUCAUAUAACUAAUCAUAAUAAUUAAAAUGACUAAAUUCGGAUAAGAUCUGUGUUAUCUGAUAUUCAUAUCAGUGAAAUGUGAAAAGCAGUAUUAGUAAAACUGUGUUAUUAAAAAAUAAAAAUGUUUAAAAUUGAAUCCUAUAUCACACCUAUACUUUUGAGUUAUGUUGACAAGUAUGUUCGUGACUUCAAACCUGCCAAUGCCCAAGUAUCCCUAUGGGCUGGUGGGGUUACACUGCACAAUCUUGUGCUUAAAGCAGAUGUAUUGCAGAAAGAAGUAGCUCUACCAUUCACAUUAUUGUCUGGACGUAUACAUCAGCUCCUCAUACAAGUACCAUGGACAAAAAUUAUGUCAGAACCUAUAGUUGUGACUAUUGACACAAUAGAAUGUAUCUUAAGUCUAAAUCCUCCAGCUGAUGAAUCAACACCAUGGGAAGCUCACAGGGCUCAAGUGGUAGAUACGCCGCCAGGAUACAUGCAGGCACUGGUACGCCGCAUUGUGAGCAAUAUUGCUGUGCGGGUGAACUCAUUGAUCGUAAAAUAUGUCCAUGAUGACAUUGUGCUCUCCUUGAAUGUGAAGAGGCUCUCAAUUGACAGCGUGGGGGUUAAUUGGGAGCCGGCAUUUGCAGAUAUAGAUCAAAAUCAACCCGCCAUUAGGAGGAUAGUCCGCCUUGAUGAUCUCACUCUAUGUCUUGAUAGGGCAGAUUCUGAUGGCAAGAUCAGAUUCUUUUAUGAACCACUCUUGUAUCGUUGUCAAAUGGAUAUAAGGGUAUUGACAAGACUUGUAUCAGCUAGUACUCGUAGAGCUCGCAGUUUGUGCGUCGAAUUGCUAUGUAACCGCCUGGCGUGGGGACUUAAUGGAGACCAACUUGUGCUUCUAUUGCGAUUGCUGAGGGAAAGAGCACCCUUUGAAGUGAACUUGCCUUCACCUAUUCCUAAGCAAUUGACUAUACAACCCGCCCCAAUACAUGCGACAUCAUCCAACUCAGCCGAACCGACUCAUUCUGACAGCUGGUCGGACUGGGCUUGGUCAUGGAUGCCUGUCUGGAAUAAUGCGGGCAUCGAAGAGACACCAGCACCUGCAACUCCCGUACCAGUCUCAUUUACUGCGCACUUUGGUAUCAUUUCCGUGCUGUUUAAGGUAGCAGAACGCCACGGCACUGUUCGUAAGCGCGCACGUAGUAUUCUAGAACUAAACGCAACGGAUGCGGUCAUUAAGAGUUUUAUUUGUUCGCCAACUCUAUUUCGCCUCAACUGCGGAGCUCGCACGAUAACCUUUGCCGGACACGGAAAGUGUGUGUGCGGUCACACGGAUAUAAACGAUGUACACGACGAGGCAAGAAUUUUCUUGAGUAAAAUAGAACAACCAGACGAACAGCCCUGGAGUUGGGUGGAUGAAGAGUUAAAUGAGCAAAUCGCUGAGGCCACUGAGGCGGUUGAGGAGAAGGUGGAAGAGUACACUGAAGAGUUACAAGCACAAGCCGAAAACUUAGGUGUCGGUAAUCGCCAGGAUGCACCAAAAGCAGAAGAGGAGGAAAUGGAUCAAUUUUGGAUAAGGAUGGCUCCAGUUCUUUAUUUAGAGUAUAGUCAUGAGAGGUCGCCAGCCAACGAAUAUGAGAAUCCAUAUGACAAUCCACCGAGUGACUUUCAGUACAGCGAUUGGGUGGAAGAGUGCACCAUGAAAGUGUUAAUUCGGCCAAUGUUAUGCAAUGUGUCAACGGGACUGUUUCAUCGUGUUGCACUUGUGAAAAGUUUUUAUGACGGGGUCCUUUUACCGGCUCCAGUAGAAAUCGCUAUGCGUAAACUUACUGUUGAAGAAUGUGACGCGUUAACAGACAACUUACCACUGAGACACGCUAAAAUAGACAUAACAGGUUUUCGCGUGCGCUUCAUACCAACAAACCACUUGCAAUCCGAAGUUCCAGUACGACCGCCACUCAUACUUGAUGUGCAAAUACCAACCACAUCGAUCACGGUCACUGCACCUCUCUACCCUCACAGGGUAUGUUCAGCAGCAUGCCAGCUUGAAGAUAGCGGGUCAUUGAACCGAGCAUCUCGUUUAUAUACGUCAAUAGAAUCAACUAUCCAAGUUGGCGUUUGUACCCUCAACGACGAGCCGCCGCGACCGUGCGCGAGGAUACGCGUACGCUUCUUGAUAAACUUGCUGCUACAUAAAAAGUACUUCGAGCAUAAAGAUAUUAUCCAUUUUGGGAUUACCAUGAGAAUAAGAGAGGCGAACGUGUGCGGAUCGGCGGCUCGCUUACAGGCAGCGUACCAAGUGGCCCAGUCGCUCUCUAAGGGCAAUUACACAGAUCACUUACGUCACACCACUGUCGUCAACGAUGCGCUACAUGACGAUGAUUAUGUUGCCGUUAACAUCUCAUUAGAAGAGCUACUGUUGCGCAGAUUCGUUACGACCAAUAUCACUACACACUUCAUGACGCUCAACUCCAUCAAAGCUACCGCAAUCCAAUCUCCGGUUGGUGGUGAAUUAAAGCAAGUGUGGCUACUUUCUGCACCAGAAGUUCCAACUUCUACACCAUACAUAAAAGCAAGUUGGCAAUGUUGUAUGGAUCCCAACGCCGUUAACGCAAUCGAGUAUUUGAAUAUAUCGGUCAAGCCCACCGCAUUGAGUAUCGAUCCUAUGCUAGUCACCUGGAUGAGCUACCGCUCCAAAGUGUUACCGAUACCGCAGAAUGAAUCCAUACCCCAAAAUCAAAGUUUAAAAAAUGCCUCUUCUUCACAAUACUUGUCUCGGAGACGAGUCACACCGCCUUCAAGCGGUCGAGGUGCCAGUCGUUCGGGGUCUGGUGCAGAACUAGUUCAUAUGAGAACGAAGAGCGUGGAUUCAAGCAGUGAGAAAAGUGAAAAGAAAGAACCGAAACACCCUCCACAAGAGAGCCAAGAGACCGACGUUUGGUGGAAAGGCGUAAAUUUGUUACAUUUGCACGAACGACUCAAACGCCUGCUGGUCGGCGUCGAGGUGGGCCUCAUCCAGAUAUACGUAUCUUCGACCUCUGUGUCUUCACUCGACUGCGUUACGGUUAGAGAUGCUAUGGAGCGACACGUCACCACUGCGCAUCGGGUAUUUGUUAUCAGCGUUGGCCGUUUACUUCUGGAAUCAAAUCCACAAUCGCAAAAUUGCUGGACAAAUAUCAACUUCGACCGUCCUACGUUCCAUAGACCGAGACGUGAUACUAACGCUCAAGACGACUCAUUUCCCUGGAAGGCGCUUGUCACUGACAUGUCCUGCUACACAUUACAAGUGAGACCGGGAACAGAACGUUCUGGAAGGGAAAAAUCAAUGUCAGGACUUCGGUCUCAGUUGAAACCGUCACGGGUGCUUGUACCGCAAACCGUGCUGGAAUCCAAUACAACGAGUAUCACUGUGUCAGUGGUCACUAAGAACUUAAUAAUCAAGACCGGUAAGAAAAGUGACCCAAGACCGAAACGCCACGACCACAACCGGGAUGAAGAUAAGACGAAGUACUUCAUGACGGGGUCCGAUUUCAAACCUUCAUCCUUGAAGGAAUUUAUUCGCGGUCCGGCAAAGCGAGGUAAACUCAGUCCCGAGCCAGGACCAUCGGAGCCAAAUCCGGACUCACCACCAGACCCCGCCAAUGUCACAACCGGUCCAAUCAUCUCGUUAGGUGUCCACCUCCACGCCGACACUCCUCCAAUCAUCGUCAGGCUGGAACAAGAUCAGGUUCAAACCGUGGCCAUUGCAAUGCACUGCUUCGCCCAUAUAAUGUCACUGCUUCGUAGACCACCUGUGACAGUUAAACCAAGAGUGUCUUCAUUUGGGAGCACAAAGAGAUCACUUACAAGAUCAAUAUCCGAACUCGAACCAAGACCGAGUGUAUCCGAAGAGACUCCGAGCGAAAACCCUUCCGAGCAGCUGAUUAGCAUAUUCGAAGCAAAAGAUCUUAAUACUCCAGAUGACGCCUUGACGACGUUCUUUUGGUUUCAAUGGGUGGUGAGUCGUGCAGCGCUCCUGAUUUCUUCGUCUCAUGUGAAGCUGGCAUUUGAUUUAGAAGACGCCAUGGUAACUGUCGAUGUUCAAGAAAAAUACAACCAGCUCAAGAUGAAAAUAGCAUCGGCUUCAGUGCGACACUAUAGACGCACGAGCAACACUGAGUGGGUGCCUGGUGUGUUGGGUGGCCGUGUACUUGAAAUUCGCGAACCAACUCAUGCAAAUGCUGGUUACCAAUUCUUCACAGUCACGGUCACUCAGGCCCUGAUAGAAGACUUGCCCGAUCACUGGAGAGAUGACUUACAUCCCAAACUAAUAGAAUACAACAUCUUAAAUAAUGUGGACACCAUGUGGGAAGUGUACGGAACACUCGCACCUCUAGAGGCCGUGCUUCAGCCAGAUAUAUUGGAUAAUAUAAUAACCUGGGUGUACGAACUAACACCGCAUACAGCUUGCUCGCUGCAGACUCGGCAAAUGAAACGGGAGGCGUGGCAGUGGCCGUUCUUUUACUUCACAGCUGGUGGUCUAAGGCUGCUGUUAACAACUUCUGAGGAGGUCGAAAGUGAUGACGACGACACGAUAACGCUAGUAUUAGGCAAAAUCACCAUCAGCCCGCACCCGGAAAACCCGAUUUGCAGACAAUCGGUCAGUACAAGUUCAGAUAACACCUGGACGGCUCUAUGUCCAAGUUUGGACAGUCGUCAAUACGAAGUGUUGGUACGACAUGUAGCAAUAAGUUCGGCCAAGUUCAGUCAACUCGUUAAUCAGGAGGUAACAGAGUCGCAAAUCUUGAAAGGCACCGGUCUUGAAAAUCCCGCUCUAAAAUGGAGUCAGCCGGUUGUUUCACCAGUUAUUACUCCAAUUCUUCACUCCGUUGAUAUAGGUUGCAUACUAGCGCCAGCGAUUUUUAGCUGUGGUGGACUGGCUAGCGGGCCCGCGGCGGAACUUAACCUGCUGUCAGACUGCUCGAUAGAGAUUGGGAUGCAGAAUCUUGAGCUGGUGCGAAUCUUUGCAGAGGAACUGAAGCCUGUUUUUAGACAAAGACGCAGAGGUUCAUUCCUUCUCGAUGAAGAAAACGUUACAUGUCCAUAUGUUUUACAUGAUGGAAAUUUGCAACCAGAUGAAUCUUCUCCAAAUGUCAUUGAACAGACGUCCCCAAAAAUUCAAAAAGCACCUAAAAGAAAUACAGAAAUAAAUCGACCUUGUUUGAUUGACUCUGGUGUCGAAACAACUACGUCCCACUCUACUUAUAAAAAGGGUCGUAAACUCAUACCUAUCAAGAAAUUAGUCGCCAAACCUUGCUUCGAUUUUACGGCAAACCCUUCCGAUUAUUUGGAAGUAUUCGUGACAACGGGAGUUAUUGACAUAUCCCUCUACGUAAGGGAUGAUAAUUCCCGAGAAGUGCGAGAUUUACGUCCUCCGGUCGGCGUAUAUAAAAAACGUGCACCCAAAGAACCCCGGAUAAGGGUUGUAAUUGAUGAUAAAAAUGAAUCGAGAAUGGAUGAUGAUAGAGUUUCAAUGACCACGAGCAGAAGUCUCACUGAGAAUAUUCGAAAUGUGGACAUCGGAAAGACUAAAUUAGAUGAAAAACAUACUCUGCCAUUAGCAAGGCAUGCUACAGGAAAUUUGCCAUUAAUUCACGCGACUCUCCACCAACCCAAUUUAUAUUAUUGGAACCGGAGGAAACAGAAAACCGUUCAGGUAUCGCUAUUCAAUGCCUGGGUAGGUCUUGGGGUUGGUCAGCAAGAGGAUCAAUGGAAUUCCCCGAUACUUGACACUACAAAAGGGACGCCGGAUCCCGUCACAGACAUACCACCAACACUUGCGACCGCGCGCGUUGAUUUAUCAUUAGAAGGAUUGACAACAUUGGGCGAGCCAAGCGCCAGAGGCGUUGUGCAAUUGGAUGUCGAAAGACCACUUAUGUUUGAAGUAUGCACAGAUAGACUUCGAAGAAUCAAAGGCAUUGUGGAUCUGGUUAAGAGACACAUAACAACGAAAGAUACAGUUUGUGAAGAAACAGAGGAAAUAUCGAAUCCAUUUUUGUAUAAUGUUCGACGCAAUUUGGUUGGUCACCGAAUCGAGUGCGUAAUAAUACAAACGAAUCAAUUAGCCAUACGUGGCUCGGAAGGCGUUGUGGGGUGCGAUGCCGUGCGGAUACAGCUGGCAGCUUGCGAGCGACCCGACAUGUUGACCUUCCGAAGCCUGAUCACUGCAGCAGUACUAACAGCUGGAUCUGAGGAGGACAAGCGACAUAUUAUUUUACAACCGCUCAUGGCUGGGAUUUUAUUCGAAGCAAAUUGGGAGGCUUGGAGGAUAGAAGAAGGGGGUUCAGAUCUUCUCGUUCCAACUCUGCGAGUUGGUGUAGACUUAGACAAGAUAAUCUUCGACUUAAGACCGGCAGAUUUGGCUACUGCAGUCCGAUUAUACGAAACCGUGAAAGAAAUACUUGGAUGGGUAAAGAUGACGCCCUCGGCUGAUUUUACAGCAAGCAAAGAUUCAGAUAAGUCAACAAUAAAUGAGUCGACUGCAUUUUCAAACGAUCAGGCCUCUUCGGAGUAUGAUGAUGCCAAUAACCACUUUUAUAAGGAUGAUUUGCGAAGCGGCGCUUUCAAGGUUGUGUCAGGUUGUCAUCAGCCAUUGGCUUACCAGGUUGCAUUACACGGAACUAUGUUGACAUGGCGGUAUCCGCAUCCGCGAGCGAUCACUCGACUCAUCGUCUAUCCAGUGCCAGACUUGCAAGACGACGAAAUCGAAUGUGUGUUAGAGUUGUACUGUCCAAUGUUGGUGCGCUGGGAGCCGCAGACGUAUUUCAAGCUGCCGAUAAAGGAAUCAAUAGAGAUGCUUCUUAGUUCAUCACCGAGUGAGGCAGUGUUUGCGAUAUUGUGGCGGAUACGAACAUGCUCUGAAUCGGAUCAUAAACUACCAUUUCACUUUGAGGCCAGAAAAUUUAUGCCACGAGAAGAUCCAUUAACAGCCGAGACUCCACCCUCUAAAGACUACUCCAAGAGGUCGUAUAACGUGACAGCUGAUCAAAUGUCGGGGGUAUUACGUGUGGAUUCUUACUUCGGACCGUUGUUCCUGCCUAGAAACCGCGUCGCUGUGCGGCUGGCUGCUAUGGAGAUACAUGCGCACAAUGAUAAUACUAUCAUACCUAGGCAGUCAUCUCAAAUUGUUGAGGGUUACUAUGCUUCCCGACCACAUGUGCGGAAUCAUCGGAUCCUAACGCUGCGCGCGCGCGACUUCGCCAUACACUGCGUGUUCGGUUCUACCACGAAACUACUUCUCGAAACAUAUCUCUCGAGCGAUAUAAUAGACUGUGCUAAUGGGACUAUGGAGAAAUUCAUCAAUGAAUUUCGCGCGCAAGGCACUGUAGCUUAUGGCGUUGACAACCGGAUUCGUUUUCGCGUUGGCGACAUUCGCGUGGUAUUACAUGUCGCACGCGUCAGCACCUUGAGAUCUCUGGUAGAUGACUGGAGCGCCGUUUAUAAAAAGAACGUUCUACAUAUUAAUGAAAAUGUGGAGUUGAAAAAGCGUGAGGGCAAUCCUACGGCAGCUCUCGCCGGCCGCAUUACGUUAUGGGUACACAAUAAUUGCACUAGCGUUUUGCGCAUCGCGCAAGAAGGGACCGACGAGCUGAUACCGAUAAGCCCCGGGGCUUCGUUGUCGUAUAGAUGGGCUUCACCUGGAGCUGCAAAGAGGUUGAGGUUCUCGUUACCAACCACAUCUUCAAACUGGCGUUGGUCCAAAAGCAUUCGAUUUACGGCUGGUUCGACACGCAUUCGUCUAGAAGAUAAAGAUACAUCCAUGAAUACAAGGGGUGUCUUUUUGCACGUGCGUGUCACAGAAAGCGGGGCCCGACGAGACAUGUACCUGUCUGGAAGACUCGUGUUUGCGAAUUUACUGCGUCAUGACUUUGCGUACAAGCUUCGGGUGCGAAGCUCCGCAAACAGCCCCUGGCAAAUAAUAAGUUCAAACAAUUUGCUAGCAGAAAGCGUCGGCCUAAGUGUUCUGUGCGAUCUCGAUUAUGAGGCAUCCUUCAAGGUUAGAUUCAUGUCGAACGAAAACAGUUGGUCUGGCGAAAUACCGCUUCGAGAAUGUAGAAAACGAAAUAUACCCUGGCUUGUCAAAAUUCCAUGUGAAGAGAUGGCGGAGUACAUGUCGGUGUGGUGUCGAGUGACCCCUGUCAAAAACGACGGUGGUAUUGUCUCGUCAUUCUGGCCGUUCUACAUGAUACGUUCGCAUCUCCCUCUGAACAUUGAUGUACGGAUAUCAUCGGGUGAGAGUCUUGUGCCAUCCGCACCUGUGACAUGCGAUUAUCCGCUCACCGUACAUAAGGCGGAAGGUCGUGGUGCCAUAACUCACCUCAUGGCUCCAGGAACUACUUCUAUAAGACACAAACUCACUUUCCAGUACAGGGACAUCGACUGUCCUGUUACGCGAGAUGCGGUGUUCUUACAUUAUGGCAUGACUGAGACGUCCGUUUUUGACAAACGGACAACCAUGAAUAAUAUAGAUGACGUCUUAAACCUCAUAAACCAGUGGUUGGAAAAUUCUCGAGAAGUAUGUAAAAAGUGGCCGUACUCAGUAGUAACCAAUCAUUGGCGUGGUGUUUGGGAACCAGCAUACUUACAGCCACGGUGUGACGUCAAUAUACGAUACGAAGCAAUUCGAAUAGGCAGUGGCUGUUCACUAGAACUGAUUGUGAGCCCCAUUGUGUUGCUCGCGAACGCUUCUCCAAUAUCGUUAACACUACGCGGCCACGACGGAGCACCGAUGUGCCGACUGGAGCCAGGGGUUGUGAUUGCUCCUCCCACCGCAAUGUUACAGAAACCUUUCUUCAUGUCAGUGGAGAUAGGUCGAGAAACAUUCGUGAGUGGCAAACUGGAAUUCUGCCAGGAAGAGCUUGGUCGAUACGGACAACCUGCGCCGGGGCAAAUUGCACUUGAAAAGCCGGCCACGUUUGCUGUGCAAUGUAACCAGAAGGUGGCACUCGUAACAAUGUAUCACGAAAUAAAGGACGACAUGAAUAUCCUCGGGAUAACAUCCAGCUACGUCCUGAUUAACUGGCUAAAUACCGAUGUUUUGGUAUCGGCGUUAGCCGUCCCGAACGAAACGGAUAAUGCGGUUCUGCGACCUAAAGUAUUUAAAAUUGUUCCACCGACCCAUAAAGAUAGUCUAAAUGGAAGUCCCCUGUGUCGUUUCUGGAUGAGCGGUCGCUGGCGAGGAGGCGAUGCGGAUGAAUUACGAGCGUUCAUUUGCGUCGCUUUUCCCACUAAAAUCUAUCAAGCAAACACCCCGGUACCCAUACGGCUGGGGGUGGCGCCAGUUCGAAGAUCGAUUGCUUUAAAGGACAAAAAUGGUCGAUCCGUGCCAGUAGUAGUGACGCAGUUGCGGCACGAAGCACGAUGGAUUGUGGCUUUUUCAGAAGAUCGGUGCCCACAAUUUGUGGUGCACAACCACACAAAAACGAUCGUUGCCAUCGCGCAACCUACUGAAAAUGAAGACUGCACAAACCCAAUGAAGCCGGCACAAGACUGUUUAGGCGUGCAGUGGUGGUGCGUAGUUGAAUCGAACACUGUCGUGCACUACUCGACGCCCGCGUACUGCGCACGUUAUCCGCCGCCGGCGCAAGCGGGACGCGCACCAACUCCUAUCAUAAUUAUUGGAGUCAGCAGAGGUGAAGGGAUUUUCGAAUGGAGCCAACCGAUCGCGGUAACAGAUGGAGAGCAGCUUUUACAUCUCUCUGGCGGCGUUACGAUGAAAAUGCGCGUGCGCACACAGCCACAUUCUACACCCUUAGAGUUGCAGGACGUGGACCAAAAUGACAUAUCAGCGAGUGACAUCAGACGCAGGCUCGGCAAAUAUUCCGCAGAGAGCCAGUCGAAACAAACACAAGAAAAACAAGAAACAUCCAACGUUGAAUUCCAACGAGUCGGACCAAAAUAUUUUAAAAACAAAUCAUCAAGAGGCACGACGGAUGUGAAUAAAGACAAUGCGGCCAGUACAUCUGCUGAAGAAUCCAAACCAUCGACUUCUAAACAAGUUCAAACAGAGUACGGACGCAGGAAAAGCGACUUAGCAAGAGACUCGGCGGUGACGACGGCGGGGACGAUCGAAGCCGAUGACUCGUCUCAGAUGAAACGCUCCGAGUCGGAGCACGAAGACAUCCCACAGGCGUAUCAAAACGAGUUAAUCAGCGAUUCGACAGUGGCCCGUAAAGAUUCCUCCGAUUUUUCUGAAACAUCAUAUCUCUUGGAAGGUGUCUCCCAAAAAGAUUGGUUGGAUAGUAGCAAACUUUGGUCGGAAAAGGAACGAUUCCGAUGUGUGAUUGACAACGUGAUAGUGUCCGUGGGCGCCUCCUCCGAUUCGAUACCUUUACUCGCUCUCCACCUGCAGCGAGUGGCGUUGAUCGUGCAGGCUGAUACUAGGAUGAUAAAAACCACGGUCGCAAUAGCCGACAUCCAGCUAGAUAACGCUCAAUAUGACACUGAGCAAUAUGAUUUUGCUGUUGUUGCCACUACGCGUUGCGAAGCUUAUCCAUUGGAGCCCUGGCCUGCGCUAUGGGGGAUGUUCAAUGACAGAAUCCCUAGUCGUGCCGCCAAGGCCAGACUAUUGUUAAAGACAUGCCAUGACCGGUGGACCGUGGCCAAUCGAAACUAUCAAGAAAUAACUGAAGUAGAAGUUCUGCUGGGUCCUAUGGGUCUCUACAUAGAGGACGAAUACGUCGCUGCGGCGCUUGAACUCUACCACUUAGCUGUGCCACCAACCUCAAAAAUACAAACGUCCGAGUCGAUCGCCAUUGCUGAAACUUACACGUUACAGCGUCCGCUUAUAUUAAGGAAGUUAAUUAUUCACCCCCUCGACAUAACUUUGACCCUACAUACCGCGGUACGUAUGUACAUAGCACUUGAUGAAAGUCCAUUACGUCUCAGCGCCUUUCAAAUCCACGAUGCGAUGACGUCACUUGAAGGAUUGAAACAUGCACUCACAGUGCAUUACUUAUCAGCGGCUAUACUUGGUGCAGGGUGGGUGGUAGGUGGUCUUGAGCUAUUAGGUGCUCCGGGUGCGCUAGCUAGCCGAGUUGGAAACGCUGGUGGUGGCGUCAAAGGCGUUGCUUCAGCCGCUGCUGGAGCCCUAUUGCGUUCGCUAAGCUCAGCGGCUGGGUCGCUCGCAAGGAAUCUGGAUUUGCUCGCUGGAGAUGAAGAUCAUGCUAAGAGAGCUGCUGCUGCUAGGAGACGACCACCGCCCAACCUAAUGGCAGGUCUGGUUACUGGCGUCACCAACUUUGCUAUAAACAUUCUUGGUGCAGUGGGUGGUAUAGCCCACCACCCGCUCGUAGGUGUAGCGGUAGGUGAGAGCGAAAGCGGUGCGGCAGCAUUAAGACGCGGUCUAGUUGGUGCUAUCACGAAACCUCUGAGUGCCACCGCAGAUUUAGUUGCUUUUGCUGGACAUGGACUACUGUCUCAGACAGGCUGGGACCCCGUACCUCAGCCCCGGGCUACCACCACUUAUGGUAUGGAAAAAGGUACCUUACCCAGUGGGUGGCGACGUGACUGCGUGCGAUAUGGAUUCCGUUAUGCAGACCUGGGUGUUAUCUCCGGCUUCAAGGCGCUGAUCGAUGACACUGUCUAUCAGCUAAUUAUAACGCGAAAGUUCCUCAUUAUAAUCGAUCCAGAAACGGAGCGUUUGGUCGAAAUGCUGGACUUUAAAAAUUGUUCACUUGGACCAUAUCGAGGACAAAUCAUUGAGUUGAUUAUUGAGCUCCCACCGCGAUCUCCAAAAGUUGUCGAACCACGUGAAGAAGAAGAGGAAGAAGAAGAAGAAGAAGAAGAAGAAGAAAACCUCGAUGUAGAGGUAAGCGCGGUGGCCAUGGCCCGGGUGGCGCGCUACACUGGCACGGAGGAGUAUGAAAAGAAAGAGGAGCGCGUGAUCACACUGCUGUGUCUACCCGGAACUGCGCAUGCGCUGCGUGCCACUCUAUGCGCUGUGCUGCACUCCACAGUCGACACGCAUUUCUGCCUACUGUAAAUUUAAUAUAGUCAAUCAACCUAUAUAAACAAAUUCAUAAGAAUUUGUCGUUGUGGUUUGACCACAAAAACAAAUUUUUACCAUUUAUUAAAUGUAUACUUACGAGUACUCUACUCACCUCGCUGUAAGUUUUUAUAUCACUUUCCAUGACCAGCACAGAGCGAGGACGCUCAAAUUUUUCUAAAAUAUAUACGCGCAGUAUUUCCAUAUUACUUAUAACAAAUAACUCAAAAAAAAAAAAUUAUAAAGCAAUACAAAUACAAUUUAUAGAAUUUUAUGUGACAAUGUUUCUGCAAAUUUAAUCAAUAUUGAAAUCACCUGGCAAAUUUCCAUGUUAUGACAUAUCACAAGAAACGCUUUACCGUCGCGUUUCAUCGUGACAUUUGAGUGUCUAUCACAUGAUAGUAUGUCUGUGUCACAAUAUGACGCAUAGUUGAAGAAUUAAACGAAACACCAGCCCUCGGCGACGACAUGAGUACAUCAAAAUUUACUAACUGAAGGAAUAAUAUCAUGAAUUUUCGUUUAUGUUAUAAUUGAAGUUACGUUAAAUAUUUAAAUUAAAAGAUUUUUUAACUAUUAUCUACAUCUUCAAUUACACGCGUUGGUAUAAAUCACAAUAUCAUUCCAACCUGAUUCAAUAAUACAAAGUAUUAUGUAUUUAUGUUAAUAUUAUUUUAAUAAUGUAUUUGUGACAAAUACUAGAUGAGUUUUGUCGAUUGCAACAACAUUUAAAACUAAAAUAUUCUCUUUAAAGAGAUAAUACAACAGAUACUGCCUGUAUAAAAACGGUUUUUCAAAUCUCAAUAAUUUUUAUUAAUGUUUCUGUGGGUUGGAACAUUCCUGCUCAAUGCGGUCUUACGAUACUCUUCACAAUGUAUUCAAAUAUUAAAAAUUAAUUAUUAUUAUAUUAUACAUAUGCUCAUAUAAACUAAAAAUAUGCAUUCUUGUUUAAGUUAAACAAUAAAUAAUUCCAAGUAAUUGAAAGCUACAAGUCGUCUCGCCACGAUAAUAAUUUAAAUGAUUUCUAGAAAUUUUCCAUCAAAACUGUUCUGUAAUAAUUGAAUGCGUAG
This is a messenger RNA of Vanessa atalanta (red admiral), 13077 nucleotides long. It is a transcript of the gene Vps13B, whose product is annotated as vacuolar protein sorting-associated protein 13B. Bases 128 to 12007 code for a protein of 3959 amino acids. The record is from RefSeq and is a predicted model, not a curated record. The transcript is spliced from 87 exons. Lineage: Eukaryota; Metazoa; Arthropoda; Insecta; Lepidoptera; Nymphalidae.